AUGCCGUAUAUAGGACCUAUUAUCUUUGCUAAUAUCUUCGGCUUUACUGAAAAGAAUACGCAGGAGAAACAGCAAAAAGCAGAUGGAAGAGUCUGCGUGACCAAUAGACACGUGCUCAGGCGAGUGACAAGCCAAACAGAUUCCGUUAUUACAUUAGAAAUUCCUGAAGGGGCAGCGAAAAGAAACUGUCGUCCUGAACAUCUCUUAAGUGAUACUUCUCCUCCUGAAGACGUUCCAGAAGCUUGUUCGCAAUUUCCAACACGCCGGCCUCAAGCAACACUCCGAAACGUGCUGGGACUGAAAGAGGGAAAAAAACUAGCAGGAAUGCCGCAAAAAUUAAGAAAGAGGAGCUGCAAAUGUUCAUUUUAGAAAAAAUAAGGUCACAUAAAGUGGAAAACCCCGAACCAACUGAUUUAUUUCUUUUGAGCCUAUCGGAUACUUUUAAGCGGUUAAACCAUAGACGUAAACUACGAGUACAUCGGAAAUUUAUCGAAAUAUUGGACGAAGAGUACAUUCAACAGGAGUACGAUAGAGCGCAGCGUGAUUCUAAUUAAUAUCAUUCAGUAUUGUUUGUUUACGUCUUAUUUGUUUACGUGGAAAGUAAGUUAUUUAACUAAAUGAGGUGCACCGAAAAAAUGUGGUUGGAAAAAUAACUAUCUGGUGCGAGUUGUAUAAGUUGUUAUUGUAAAAGUAACGUAGUCUACUUUUGAAACAACUAUCUCAUCUUAUUGAACU
Molecule: messenger RNA, 735 nt
Organism: Belonocnema kinseyi
Lineage: Eukaryota; Metazoa; Arthropoda; Insecta; Hymenoptera; Cynipidae
Exons: 4
Coding region: 1-369 (122 amino acids)
Source: RefSeq, a predicted model, not a curated record